AGUAACCGCUGGGUGGACCUGGCCAGCGCUCCGAACCUUGUCCUCGCUGCGCGCCGGCCCCUCGGAGCCCCACAGCCCGGGAAGGAGGCCGCCGCGGGCCGGGCGCCCGCUCUGCCAAGCGGACCCGCAACCCGGAAAGGCGGCGCGGCGGAGCCUGGAGCCGGAUCCUGCUCAGACCGGGCCCCGGCCGGCCAGAGCCGCGGGCAUGUCGGAGGCGCGGAAGGGGCCGGACGAGGCGGAGGAGAGCCAGUACGACUCUGGCAUUGAGUCUCUGCGCUCUCUGCGCUCCCUACCCGAGUCCACCUCGGCUCCAGCCUCCGGGCCCUCGGACGGCAGCCCCCAGCCCUGCACCCAUCCUCCGGGACCCGUCAAGGAACCACAGGAGAAGGAAGACGCGGAUGGGGAGCGGGCUGAUUCCACCUAUGGCUCCUCCUCGCUCACCUACACCCUGUCCUUGCUGGGGGGCCCCGAGGCUGAGGACCCGGCCCCACGCCUGCCACUCCCCCACGUGGGGGCGCUGAGCCCUCAGCAGCUGGAAGCACUCACUUACAUCUCCGAGGACGGAGACACGCUGGUCCACCUGGCAGUGAUUCAUGAGGCCCCAGCGGUGCUGCUCUGUUGCCUGGCUUUGCUGCCCCAGGAGGUCCUGGACAUUCAAAAUAACCUUUACCAGACAGCACUCCAUCUGGCUGUACAUCUGGACCAACCGGGCGCAGUUCGGGCACUGGUGCUGAAGGGGGCCAGCCGGGCACUACAGGACCGGCAUGGUGACACAGCCCUUCAUGUGGCCUGCCAGCGCCAGCACUUGGCCUGUGCCCGCUGCCUGCUGGAAGGGCGGCCAGAGCCAGGCAGAGGAACAUCUCACUCUCUGGACCUCCAGCUGCAAAACUGGCAAGGUCUGGCUUGUCUCCACAUUGCCACCCUUCAGAAGAACCAACCACUCAUGGAAUUGCUGCUUCGGAAUGGAGCUGACAUUGAUGUGCAGGAGGGCACCAGUGGUAAGACAGCGCUGCACCUGGCUGUGGAAACCCAAGAGCGGGGCCUGGUACAGUUCCUGCUCCAGGCUGGUGCCCAGGUAGAUGCCCGCAUGCUGAACGGGUGCACACCCCUGCACCUGGCAGCUGGCCGGGGUCUCAUGGGCAUCUCAUCCACUCUGUGCAAGGCGGGUGCUGACUCCCUGCUGCGGAAUGUGGAGGAUGAGACGCCCCAGGACCUGACUGAGGAAUCCCUUGUCCUUUUGCCCUUUGAUGACCUGAAGAUCUCAGGGAAACUGCUGCUGUGUACCGACUGAAGCCAGGCAGGGUCUGGGAUCCUCAGGGCUCCACCUCUCCAUCUGGAAGCCGGAGCCAUAACUGCUGCAGUUUGGGCCCAGGCUAUGUGCUCUUCUGGUGCCCUAGGGACUGCUGUGGCCAGAGCCUGGGGCCAGCCAGUACAGUCCUGAGCCGAGGAGGAGGGACUGCAAGUGGAAGAGAGCCAGUCUGGAAGGAAGAGCUUUCCAGGUGGACAGGGCUUCUUGGAAGACCCCCAAAGCCCCAGGUAUCCUGGGUGAAGCCUGUUUGCCUCUCUUGAAAAUGGCAGGUGCUCUUGUUUUACCCAUGUUGGGUCAGCCUGAAACUGCCAACCAGUAGGAAGCAUGGACUCUCCUGAGUGAGAAGAGACUGAAAUAGGAGCAAGCAGAACCCUGAGAGGUGUCCCAUCUUAUUGCUGUUGAGGACCCUGAAACACCGUUGUUUAAAGACUUCACACAGAAGGCUCUGAACUGAGCCACUGGGGAAGGGAAGUUUCAGUAACAUGACACUAAAAUGGCAGAGACGUUAAAAAAAGUUUUUCCCUUCUAGAGCUGUUUUGCGCGCAUGCAUGUCUGUGUGCAUUGGGGCUUUUUAGACAGGCCUGCCCUGUGACUUUGUGGUAGAGGCAGAGAGAAGGAAAUUGUCCCCUGAGCACGGUAGGGCCUUGCUGGGUGGGGUCAGAGGCCAGUAGUUCCAGGCCUUUCUCUGUGUCCAGCACAGACCCUUGUCCUUGCUGUGGAAAUGAUGAGGGAUGGAGGGACAAGAGGAAGAAUGAGAGGACACACGCCCUGGAGCCCUCACCACUGCCCUGGGGGUUGCCAUCUGGAGGAGCCUGGGGAUAAGGGUAACCCAGGGAGGCUGGGCACGAGGGAGCUGACUCCACGUUUUUCCCCCCGUUCCUCACCUUCGAGGGCCCUGCUAGGUCACCCCUAUGCUGGCAUGAAGAGCAUGGGGCAAUAAACCAGCACAGUCUCUGACCACUUGGAGCGUCUCAUCCAGUGAGAGAGACAGCCGUUAAAAGCAUAAACAUCCAAAUAAAGAUGCCUUUCCAAGUU
Molecule: messenger RNA, 2344 nt
Organism: Homo sapiens (human)
Lineage: Eukaryota; Metazoa; Chordata; Mammalia; Primates; Hominidae
Gene: NFKBIE
Product: NFKB inhibitor epsilon
Exons: 6
Coding region: 206-1291 (361 amino acids)
Cellular component (GO): cytoplasm
Source: RefSeq, marked reviewed